Periconia digitata is the source of this 699-nucleotide messenger RNA. The record is from the annotation of a GenBank genome assembly. NCBI's taxonomy places the organism in Eukaryota, Fungi, Ascomycota, Dothideomycetes, Pleosporales, Periconiaceae.
AUGAUAAAGAUACUCAUUAUCAAGCGCCUAGUGCAUGUGGGAGAAGAGGUAUAUACAUCCCUUUCUUCUCUCCACUUCUCUUUCCUUUUCUCCGCGCAAAAUAUGUCGCCUCCUCUUUUGACACUAAACACCGCGCUAUCGAUUCAAUGAGUGCGCGCGUGUUCUUGUGUUUUUCAGGAUAACAUAGCACUAAUUUGAUGUUCUUUUUGGAUAGCUUUCGAAGAAUGAUAAUAACGACGAUCAUGAUAAAACAAUAACUAGCGCAACCAAGAAAAAAAGGUAUAUAAGCCUCCUUUCUACCCUUAAACUUCUGUUUCUUUUUCUCUCCACGGCACUGUCUUCUUUGCCUUUUGACUAAAAGUCAUGUCGGCCUACCCCAUGGGCGCACGAGUGCGUGCGUGCGUUUCCAACAUGUAGUCAUAUAGACCAGGGUUUUUUUUCUUUCGAAUUAGUUGAUAGGCGAUGAUAAUAAUGGUGGUUGUCAUGAAGCAGUGACUAGUGUGCGCAGAAGAUGAGGUAUAUAAACCCUCUUUUUCUUUUCUUUAUACUAUCGUCUUCUUCUCUACGAAGCACACGUUAUCUCCUUUGUGCAACUAAAAUAUCCGACGUCCUGUUGAUGGGAGGGAAGUGAGUGGGUGUGUGUGUGUAUUCAAAGGACUUCCUUAUGUGCACAAGAUUCGAGACUCUGGCGGGGUAAAU